AUGUCUUAUUACAGCGGGUGCUUUGCAGAGCCCGCGACCUUCAACUAUACGAACAAUUAUUGGGUGUGCAUCGAUCCCUCCUUGAGACACAUUAGCAGACCACGUCUCUACAUUCUACUUCCUCUCACUGCAAUCUUAUUCUCUCUGCAACUUCGAUCUGUAAUGGCGAUUUCUCUUUACGCUAAUGUCUCUACCAUGACAGUACCUUCCACCAACCUAUCCAAAAUUAAAAAUUCUCCGUUGCCAUUCAAACGCUACCUCUUUAUUCCAAACUUUAAAGUAAGCUUUCCUUUUUCUCCACCCAAAUUUCCUUCCAUAAAGACUUUCGCACCACCUAGCUUCAUCUGCUUGGCUUCUAAAAACCAAACUGAGCCGGCACCUCUCUAUAAGUCUGUAACAUGCACUGCCCCUCCCACCCUUGCCAACUUUGGUAGCAGAUUUGAGUUGAUCAGCUGCGCCAUCUCUGGUAGCGGUGACAUGGUUACGGUGAUUGUGAAUCCAUUUGUCAAAGGCAGAAAGGUUUUCGUCACCAAUAUGGUUAGUAUGAAAUUGAAAAACCUACACAAACUCAAAGAGCCUUUGAGCUACUCAGCCACCUUUGCGGCGUUGGCUAUGAUGCAGUUACUUAACGUUAAGUCCAUUGGUUUGUAUAUUACAAUAGAAAAAAGUAUAGCGACAAGAGCCGAUCUGGGGUCGACAGCAGCCAUGGCCGCUGCCGCCAGUAUGGCUGUUAAUGAGUUAUUCGGCGCCCCACUACCAAGGAGUGACCUAGUGCCUCUGAUAAUCGAUUCGGAGACCAAAGUUUCAAAUUACAGUUAUAACGUUGCAGCAGACAUUUUAGGUGGAUUUAUUAUUGUUGGAGUCUAUGGGACAGAAAUUACUGAAAGUUUGUCGGAGAAUUCGGACUACAAAAUGCUUGGUGAAGAAGUUGCAAUUUCAUUUUGUGUGUCUUCAAUCUUGGAGACUGAUCCUGUGGGGUUUGGUAAAGCUAUAUCGUAUAAUGGUCCGAUGAAGGUUUCUGUAAUCCCAGGUUGGAAAUCAAUUAAAAAGGUGGCGAUAGAAGCGAGAGCUAACAACUGCAGUACAGUAGUUUUGGGACUUGCGAUGGUGGCUGUCACCAACUGUUUCGCUAAGGGCAAACUGAUCGGUGUGAAGAUGUCGAAAGAGUGUGAGAAGUAA
This is a messenger RNA of Cornus florida, 1179 nucleotides long. RefSeq names its product homoserine kinase-like. The coding region runs from base 1 to 1179 and encodes 392 amino acids. The transcript is spliced from 2 exons. Lineage: Eukaryota; Viridiplantae; Streptophyta; Magnoliopsida; Cornales; Cornaceae. Gene Ontology annotation, molecular function: ATP binding. The record is from RefSeq and is a predicted model, not a curated record.